Messenger RNA from Physcomitrium patens, 4032 nucleotides. RefSeq lists its product as uncharacterized. Gene Ontology annotation, molecular function: nucleic acid binding. Lineage: Eukaryota; Viridiplantae; Streptophyta; Bryopsida; Funariales; Funariaceae. The record is from RefSeq and is a predicted model, not a curated record.
GGCUGCAAAUCAUGAAGCUCACGUGAAAAAACGUUGCCCCGGGUAAUCAACGAUGCACUUAAAAUGCAGCACUAUCGUUGAAGCUCCUUCGAGAAGCCCAAAAGGAGAAGGAAAAGAUAAAGAAAAGGGAGCGAGAGAAAGAGAGAAGUGGAAGUUUGAUGGGGGCUUUAGACGACGGAAGGACGCCUGGAUCUAGAGAGAUUCAUACAGCGAAAGGAAGCUACUGGUAGAGGCGGCCCUUGCUUCUUAUCCAGUGCAAAACGAUUGGAAUUUACUUAUAUCGUGACGAAGAGAUUGCUCACCUUUCAGGUGUCUUCCCUGUUUUUGAUUGUAACCACCCCAAUUGUGGAGCGUCGCACAUCGAGUCAGUGUUGGAAAUAAACAGACCGCGUUCCUGAGACUUCGGUGGAUUCGCUGAGAAGUGGGAAACUGCGAGUGGUGGGAUUAGACAUUGGAGAUUUGAAUUUGGCUGCAGUUCAUCCAUGCGACGGUGUAGCUAUGGCGCAGCACACUUGCAGCUUUCAGUGUCCUUUGGCCCGUGGAUGCACACUCCGUUAUUCACAGGUGGGUGCUGGAAAGGCGCUGAGUUCUGUCGAUAAACUCAGCAACAGAACUCCUGGGUUGGUGGAAUUGCGGAGACGAUGUGAUUUGGGGUUUCAAAGGAGUCGCCUCGUAAGAGUGGUGGCCAUGGGGCGCAAGUCAAUGGAAGUAGGAAAAGGUGGCGAGAAUGAAAGACCUGAACUUAAGUUGGAAACAGCCGAUUUAAUGGAGCUCGAGUUUGGCAAAUUGCUCGGGGAGCCUCGCCACGUUACAUUGGCCAAGGUUGUUGGACGAAAAUUGAACCCUGAGGUCCCCUACGUUGAAAGUGAGAAGAAGACUCUUAAUAAAAUUCAGGACUCUCAACCAGAGAUUUCUGAAGCCGAAUUCUGCCGAUUAUUGAACCAGGAAGGCAGCGGACCACUCAGGGGUGUUAAGAACCCGGCUGUAGAGAGCAGUGAGGACCUCCCAGGCCUUGUGAAGCCACCCUCGCGACCAGGACAGAUAAGCUUUUCUGAAGCUGAAUUCAGCCGAUUGGUGAACCAGGAUAGCAGAUCUCGUGUUGAGAAGCCAACCGUAGAGAACAGUGAAGAUCUCCCCGGCCUUGUCAAGCCGCCCUCACGGCCGGGAUCACGAAGAGCGUCUUCUGUCAGCUCUGCUCAAACAAGCCCGGCAGCUUCAAGAAAGAAAGCAGUGCCUCUAGUAACCUUUGGACCCGGUGGAUUUGCAGCUCAAUCAAAGAAGCCCUUAGCGGAAGAAAACAACUACAUGGGUCAUGCCCAGAAACCAGCAAUCCCUUCUCCAGAUUCGAUUAAACCUUCGUGGCCUAAGAACGACAGUGUUCCUCCCAUGUUGUUAGGCAAAUCGACAAAGGAAGCAGAUGAUGAUUACUUGAAACUUGUUCAAAAACCGACAAUUCGGCCAGUAGCAGCUGAAUCUGCACGUGCUGUAGCUAGUGAUGCUGUAGCUAGUGAUGGGAGAUCCAGUGUCAAUGAACCUCCUCAGGUGCCGUUCUUAACCGGCAAGCUAUUACGAGUAAAACUUAAUGGAAAAGCAUCGGCUAAUACAGAUCCAGUUAUGGAUGGUUCCCCUCUUGAUAUUCCUGAAGAGCGAUUUGGUGAGCUUCUUAGGAUGGCGGAUUCAACUGCAAAUGAUGAGGAAGUGCCUUCUGAGAUCUCGACUACACUAGCUGCGACGGUUGUGGGAAAACCCCGUAAGAAAAAGCCAACCCCGAAACUCGGCUCAAAGCCUAUGCUGGCAGCUAAACCUCCUCUCAAAGUUGAUGAAAGUGGGGAAGUUGCACGUAGGCAUGAUUUAUCGAUCCCAUCAUCAACUUCAUCCAACGAUGUACCAAACUCAUCAGUUGACUCUCCAGCUGCAGACUUGGAGGAAAUCGCAGAGCCGAUGCUAUCUGGUUCCGACGCUGCGUCAGUCGUUGAUUUGAGGACACCUGAUGAAAAAUCAACAGAUGUGGCGAAACUUGAUAACGCAGACUCUUAUGAAGACGAAUCAAUUAUGAAGCUAGUGAAGAAAGCUAGUCUUAUUGCUCCUGUCAGGCUGCCGAAAAGGAUUGUCAAGUCUAUCCCCGGCCCCGUUAAAGCGAAAAUUGGUGAUGCUCAAGACAGCAGAAUGGCUGGGUGGUCCGAUGAAUUUAAGGCUGCUGUCAAGAGAAGUGAAGCUGCACUACCAGAUAUUGGAGCACGAAGACUCGCUGGGACGGAGUUCGACCAGUUGGACCAGCGGAAAAGAGCCGCAUUGCGACAACGGCCUCUCGCACGAUCUGUUCCUCCCUCAGUUGCUGGAACCUCUGUAGAUUCUACUGGAGCUAGCACACAGCAACGUGUUUUCUCUCGCUCAGUGAUAUCGAAUCCAGAGCCUCCUCAUUCGUAUGGUGCAACUAUUCAGGACUUAGCAGCGGGCUCGUCUGAACGAGCUGGCACAUACCUCUCUGAUAAUCAAAUUCCAUUGAAGCAGGAAGACGUGGACAAAGAUUGGGCUCGUGCAGAAGCAUUACAAGAGUCUAGGACAGUGGAGGAAGUCGUAUUUACGAAGGCCCUUAAAAACAGCAUGCUGGUGAAUUUUGGAUUUCUUCAAGGCUUUGUGCCUGCUUAUGAACUAUCUAGUCGAAGAAGGCCACCAUCAUUUACGACUUGGGCGCAGGAUAACGGUCACAUAAUCAAUAGGAAAAUGAAGCUAUCGGUUGCAUCUGAGAAUCAUCCGAACAAUGAUUCUGAAGACUCCAAAGAAAUAGGAAGAACAGACAGCGACGAUGAAGAAUACAAGAAAUUGUUGCAGCAGUAUGAGGAGGCGCGAGCCAACCUACUAAGAGCUCUUGUUGGAGAGACUGCAAAGGUGGUGGUUGUCGCAGUAGAUCGUGAACGUAAGCAGCUGCGGUUCUCUGAAAAAGAAGCAGAAGGUGAAGGUCGGGAGCUUGCCGAAAAGAAAGCGCAGCUCAUGGCAAGUUUGAACGUUGGAGAUGUUGUCAAGUGCACUGUCAAGAAAGUAACCAGUUUUGGAGCAUUUGUAGAGUUACGAGGAAUCCCUGCACUUAUUCAUAUCUCAGAGCUAUCGUGGAAUCGAGUAACGGAACCUUCGACAAUAUUAAAUGAUGGAGUCGAGGUAGAGGUUAAGGUUUGCAGGCUUGACCGGUACCUGCAGCGUAUCAACCUUUCCCUUAAGCAAAUGCAGCCGGAUCCGUUGCUGGAGACGCUGGAGUCUCUUGUGUCCAGCGACUUUGAAGAAACUCCAACUAGUGGCGAAGUUCCAAAUGGCACUGAGACAACUGGAAUGCCAGAGCUGAUUGAAGUGAUCAGGAGGCUAGAGGAGCUCAAGGGCAUUGAAAGUGUCCUACUAGGGCGCAGAAUUCAAGGAACUGCACUAGCCCCCACAUUCCAAGUCUAUUUGUCUGGCCAGCUUGAUGAUGGUUUCAAGCUUCUUGCUAGAUCUGGAAACCAAGUUCAAGAGGUGUUGGUGCAAACAGCGCUUGACAGGGAAAGCAUGAAGGACGCAAUCCGGCAGUGCACUUUCAGUGACGUCUAAUCGAGAUUCUGCGUGUCCACAAGUUUUGUCACAUCACAAUCUCUGUAAUCUUUUAAUAAGAACUCUCAUCACCGUAGUUUAGCACAAAUUCGUUUACAGCCCUGUGGGUUGAUGUACCAUUCGAACACGCUAAUGUCGGUCAAAAUAUGGACUUUAUGUAGUGCAAGCCGCCCAUUCUUUCCUCCCUCAGCUUGCUCUCAGAACCACAGUAACCGUGAAGAGACCACCGUCUAGUGUAGGAUAGUCGACCAUAUCAGAAAGAAUUUCAGUUAUGAGACAAUGAGGGAGGGGGUUUCAGUUUCACUUGUUCUACAUAUCGAAAUGAGCCAACUUGACGCUUGUACAAAAAUUCUCCCAAGUUUCAAUAUGUGGUCAUAGGUCACUCGUCGAUUAUGGUACUCAGAUCGAAGACAGAUACAUGACUUUUCAAUGUGAUGUUUUGAUAUUUCACCGUCA